AUGCCCGGGCAGACAAUAGCAUUAUCGCUGUUUUUGGUGCUAGUGGCUAUAGGCAGCAAUAUUCUUAUUGGAAUUUUCAUAGUUAUUAAACGGAGUAUUGCACGUCGCAAAAGUCGUAUCGGUCGCAUUGUUUAUACUGCUAUUGGAAGUGGUGCUCCAAAGGUUUGGAUUUUCAAACAUAAUGUCGGAGUUUAUAUAGUUUUGGAAACAGUUAAUAAUUUCCCAAAUAAAUUCGACAGUAAAGGAAAUCUCGGAUUUCAAUUCCGUGCCAAGACCGUUGAUUUAUUUAUUGAUUUGAAGGAAAAAAUUUUGAAAUCGUAUCCACAUUUUGAAGCACCACCUGUCCGAAGUAUUCGUGAUUUCCUCAUGAGUGCUUCCUCAGAAGCCGUGCUUCCCAAGCCCAAUCAAGAACUUGUGGAAGCAUACUGCGAAUUAUAUAAUCGCGCGAGGCAUGAUCCGGGUGCUUAUACUGAUGUUGAUUACUUGAAGUUUUUGGAAAUCCACGACCAAUUUCUGAAAUCUGUGGUGGUUAAAGCGGAUACUCCGAUAGUGGUCGACUCUCCCAGCAAAUCAUCCUCUUUAAGGGCUCAUAAGCGUCGAUCGAAGGCAUCCUCAUCAACAAGAACUAGUGGCCACCAAGAUGUAGUCUCGCCUUCUUCUCUAGAGUUUAUUAAGAUGAAGAAAACUAUUCAAGUAGAAGCUACUCCUGGAACUAGUGGGGUUGUUGAUAACGCUCUUCUUCGAACUGCUCUCAGUCGUAGUGGCAGUGCUGCAUCUGACGAUUCACAAACUGCACUCAUUAGACUUGAUCAUUAUAGCACAAAUGUUCGAACGGCAUAG
Messenger RNA from Rodentolepis nana, 840 nucleotides. Lineage: Eukaryota; Metazoa; Platyhelminthes; Cestoda; Cyclophyllidea; Hymenolepididae. The record is from the annotation of a GenBank genome assembly.